Molecule: messenger RNA, 987 nt
Organism: Spirodela intermedia
Lineage: Eukaryota; Viridiplantae; Streptophyta; Magnoliopsida; Alismatales; Araceae
Source: the annotation of a GenBank genome assembly
AUGGAGACACCGCAGCCAUCGGGCGGAGAUUCCACGGGAGGGUGCCGACAAUAGGAGUUCCUCGGGAUGAGACACGUUCCCAGCAGUGCUGCAUGGAGCGCCACCACCGUCGGAACGGGGGCUCCGCCCUAUGAUAGCGGCGGCGUCAGCGUCCACGUCGUCGAGACACGUGGGAUCCGGUGGUGAAAAUCCACGUCGCUGCGGACGUCGACGUGUUCGUCCUCGUUUGCCCCUCCGCGUAGGAGUGCCUCUCCGAGUGGAGGUCGUCUUUCAUUUUCUUCCCUUUUUUGGGUAGAGGAAGGGAAGUGUUGACAGGGACUCCCCCGCCUCGAGAGAUCCAUCCUCUCCCCGAAAGGGCCGUCCUACCGGCUUGGUCAACUCGUGAUAAUCGGGGGAGGAUCUUGGUAGGGUGGGGAGGGGUUGGGGGGUGGAGGAGGACUGGCCUUGUUGGUCCCCUUCCUUCCCCAACCAGCUGCUGCCACUGCGGCUGGCCUUCGAUCCGCUAGCUCAGCGUGGUCGAAUGGAGUGGCUGAGGAUUUGGGGGAAGGGGGGGAGGGGCAGGGAGGGGCAGGAAGGGAGGGAGGGAUGUCCCUGUAUCUCUCCUUGUCCUCUACAGAGCUACCUUCGGCAGUAUCCCACGGAACCCGCGGGGAAUUAAGUCCUGAAAGCAACCCAGGCAAGGGAAAACGCAAGGAUUUUGGCGAGCUCCUCCGCUCUCUCUCUGUUGCUCUCUGGCUCUCUUGGAUAUCCUUCCCAUUGACCUAAGAGGUCCAAGAGGGGUGCAGUUCCGACGACCUGAGGCCCGCUCGGGCGCAUGGUGUCGAGGGCUCUCAUGGAGCUCACGGGCCACCGCUGCAGAGACGGUGCAGGUUGAACGUUGGGGUGGAGAAACGCUGGCCGCGCGCUAGCUCCCAGCAGCUUGCAAAUGGAAUAAUCCGACGAACAAUGACCGACGAGGAAGACGACGACGAUCGCUGUACCUUUUGA